This is a messenger RNA of Exaiptasia diaphana, 1494 nucleotides long. RefSeq names its product dickkopf-related protein 3. The transcript has 4 exons. Gene Ontology annotation, biological process: negative regulation of canonical Wnt signaling pathway. Lineage: Eukaryota; Metazoa; Cnidaria; Anthozoa; Actiniaria; Aiptasiidae. Gene Ontology annotation, molecular function: receptor antagonist activity; co-receptor binding. The coding region runs from base 241 to 858 and encodes 205 amino acids. The record is from RefSeq and is a predicted model, not a curated record.
CGAUGCUAUAGAAUGGAAACACCCCUCUUUCCCAGUUCUUAUCCCCCCUACCCACGGCCCGUGGGUCUCAAGAUAGGAUUUCAACUUCAAACACCGUACAAUCCAAUAAUCCUAAUCAAGCUUACUCACAUGAUUUUCAUUAACAAUUAUUAGAUAUGAUGCCCUCUGAAGUCUUUAAAUAUUGAUAAAGUCACUUAUAUACCUGCACAAUUUCAGUUCUAUUCGAAUAUUUGAUAUAUAAUGAGAUGUUUCUAUGCCAUGUUGAUAACGRCUUUCGUAGCUUUUCUUUGGUUGGAUAAAACAUGUUUUGGAGUACAGUACGGGACAACAAAAGAUCAGUCAGCGUCAAAACGACAAUAUCUGUUUCGCAAUAUGGCCAACAUGUUUUCACCAUUAGGAUAUCGUAGCCAAUUUUCUUCGACGGAUGAGGUAGAAGAGUGCAAUGUAAACAAAGCAUGUCUYGCUGACCAGUUCUGUGAUUUCCACGUGUGUCGAUCAUGUCUUCGAGAAAAUCUUGCUUGCCACUUUAUAGGUACAUGUUGUAAGGGGCUUGCGUGUCAGUACGGUCGAUGCACCAAGAAUGUCCAACAGGGUUCACCAGGCACGUACUGUGAUAAAGCGUCAGACUGUGAUUCUAGCAGCUGCUGUAUCCGAGAGAUUUCUGUUAACCCAAAGACAUCCGUGUGUAAGCCAAUGCUUGACGAAUAUGAGUCUUGUGGUCCAAUUAAUCUUUUUCGACAAAUCUACAAUGGAGGAAAAGUAGAGCCUGCAUGCGGACCUUGCAAACCUGGACUCCAAUGUAAAAAUGUUGGAACCAUUGGUCUUCAUUUCGUGUGUCUGAAAGAGGAGGAAACAUAAAAUUUGGAGCGAUUUGGAUACAUAUCUCCACAAUUACCUCGUUUCUCUGUUAUUUUGGAAGGACAUUUGCUAGUUGAAUAUUUGUACAUGUCAAGAUACUCACAAUAUUACUGCACUUCCCAUGUGGUCAUAUAGACAUUCUAACUCACAGAGAGCUAAUCAGACCUAUCUCAAUUGUUCUAUGGCAUAAUUACGAACAUCAAAACAUAUUAUUGCUUUGAAGCUAAGAAUUAUGGUUGCCWGAGGGKGAUAGAAUGACUGCAUAUCAAAGAAAAUGUCGUUGAGAACAUCGUAAAUACAUAGUAUAUAUCUUAGUGUAGUAAGCUACUGAAAUUGAAGCAGUGUGUUUAUCAAAAAACAAGACGAAUACGAUUGUAGUUAAUAAUUUAUUAUAAGAACGCAAAAUAGUUUUACUUUUAAAUACAGAAGAGAAGUUCUAUAUAACCGUCAUAUAUAGGAUACUGCCUAAUUAUUCCAUGUUACAACCAGGAAAUGCCAUUCAGUGCCAAUGAUUAUUGCAAGUGUUCAAAAUGAAAAGGAAAAAWAMCGCUCCAAAGGCUUUGUAUAUUACAGGUUCAAUACCUAGGACUUCGAUAUCAUAUAAGAAUGGUAAAACAGCUAAGGUUUUGAAAUGAU